AUGGACUUUAUUACGCUGAAAACAUACAUACCAUUGUUUAUUGUAAAAUUUCAAGGAAGUUUAGACUUACUUCAAUUCUUUCUCUUACCUAAAGUUUACACAUCUUGUCGUGACGUCAACAGCGACAAACCACGAAAGGUCGUGACCCUUACAUCCGGGCUAGUCGUCAUGUGUGACACAGUGACAGACGGUGGGGGAUGGACCAUCUUCCAAAGACGUGUGUCUGGGACCGUAGAUUUCUACCGCGGCUGGGAGGAGUACAAACACGGGUUUGGGGAUUACGGCAUUGGGGAAUUUUACCUGGGUAAUGAAAACAUUUUCUGCCUGACUUCUAAAGCUGCCCACGAACUUCGUGUUGAUCUAGUCUACAACGGGACCUACUACGCAAGAUACUCCAGCUUUAAACUUUCCAACGAGUCUUUAGGCUACAAGCUUUCUAUUUUGAAUUACACUGGCAACGCUGGGAAUUCUCUAACAGCUGAGAACGGCCGUACAUUCUCAACAUUUGACAGAGAUACUGAUACAGCCAGUUACAACUGCGCUGUUAGUUACAAGGGUGCGUGGUGGUACAGUGCUUGUCAUACCUCCAACCUCAACGGCAAAUGGGGAAGUGUCAACUACGGCGAAGGGCUGAACUGGAAGACCUUGACGGAAUACAGCAACAACAUUAUCGUCUCUGAGAUGAAAAUGAGACCUAAAGUAUGA
This is a messenger RNA of Physella acuta, 705 nucleotides long. RefSeq names its product ficolin-2-like. The record is from RefSeq and is a predicted model, not a curated record. NCBI's taxonomy places the organism in Eukaryota, Metazoa, Mollusca, Gastropoda, Physidae.